AUGCACCAAAGGCGGGUGCUUGUAUGUGGCGUUCUGAUUACAUUGGCAGUUCUUUGCGUGGCUCCGCCGGUCGUCAGGAAAGAUACAAAGAAACCAGACACUCCAGCGGAGGGGAAAGGCGAUCCAGAGUAUGCUAGAUAUUUAAAACAAGUUAUUGAAAUUUUAGAAAAUGAUGAUGAUUACGUUAAAAGAUUACUGAACGCUUCUGAGGAUGAACUAAGAACUGGUCAGGUUGCAGAUGAUUUAGACCUUGUGAAACAUGAUGUAAGGACCAAGUUAGAUGAAUUAAAACGACAGGAAGUAGAGAGGCAGCGAAUGCUACGACGACAAAUGAACGAUCACUUAAACGGUCUGAAGGAAAGAGAGUCUUGGAACCCUUUGUUCGACGACGAAAAUCCCAAUUUCUUUGGCCCUGAAGACUUUAAAAAGCUCUUAUGGAAGGUAAUUUGAAGUUAUUAGAAAUUAAUUUAAGGCAUCUAAACAUCUGCUGAUCUCUUUCGAAAGAAGCACAAAAUUUUGGAUAGCUGUGUUAAUAAACUUCGAUGAUGUAUUGAAACAAAAUUUCGCGUGUAAACAAGCUUUACCCGCUUUCACAGUGGAUGAUAUCUCUAAUGAAAGCAAAUCACCACUUCGUUACACUUUCCUUGGUAUUUUCCAGUUACUAUUACUAUUACUGUGAUCGUUAUUGAUGACUUGUACCAAUAUCAGUGAGGAUUUCCACAAAUCUUUUGUCACGAGACAAACAGCGUCAUACAUUUGUUUUCGGAUGAUUACUGAGAGUCCCCUAUAUCCUUUUUAAAACUCAAUCCCGUAAAGAUAUUUGACUUUUUCACACAUCACGCAUAAUAUCCAAAAAUUCGACUGAGUUUGACUGAGUUUGGUCGAUCUGGACGAGGAAAUCUUUGGCUUGCAGUCAUGACCCAUGAGCCUUACUUUGUGCUGUUUUUAAGUUGUGAUUUCAAUACCUCCUCCUCUGGCCCUUCCUUACAGCCAAGAAGUAUAUAAUGUUUUCACUCGUCAUUUGGUAUAAAGGUAAAGAAAAAUUUUGUAACAUGAAGCAGCAGUUAGUAUUCUCACCCUGGGUGUUAUGUUACUCUAAUCCUUUUUUGAAGCCAUUUGAAAUCCAUCAAAAUAAUAUUUCACUUACGUAUGACUUGUCUUGUCUCUUCAGGGUGUUUCUUGCCCUAGCCAUAACUAGGAAUUAAUGGGUGAUACUCGCCAGUUUUAAAACCUAACAUCCAAUAAACAAUACCAGAUAAAGUUUAGCUUGAAGUUUAACUCAAGAUGGCAAAUUUAUUUUGCAGUUUUUACAAGGAAAGAGACUAGUUUGUUUGUUGAUAAAGUUGAAAAGUCAACAUGCUUGGCUAUAGACACUCUGCAUGUUGCUGUGGCUGCAAAUUAUUGAUUAAAAUAGAUGAUACAGUACAUGUAGAUGUAGAUCAGUUGAAAACUUUGACUUCUGGUGUGACCACCAGUUCUCUCCAUGUCAAUAUUUCUAUCAAAACCCUUCCUCGAGUGGUGACUUUUCUAAACUAAGAUUUCAACUUAAAAUUGAGCAUUUUGACUUUUGUUUCUCCUCAUUUUCUUCGAUUAUCUUUUUUUUUGGUAACUUGAAAUGAAACAAAGGAAGUAGUCUUGCUAAAACAAGAUGGUUGUGUCUGCCAUGUUACAAGGAACUGAUUCUUACUUUUAGUUGUACAUAGUCUAGUUAUAUCAGUCUGGUCAUUUACUUGGAGUGUAGAUGAGAGUUAAUAACAGCAAUUACACUUCUCUCAUACCCUCCAGACUUCCAAUAUGUAUGCAUCCUUACCUUGAAAUAUGUAUGCUGAAUUUACACCAAUUCUCAAGUGAUUGAUAAGAUAAAUCAUCCAACAUUCAUACAUUUUUUUUUCAAGUCUGUGGGUGCUAACAUCAAUUCUAAGUAGUUUGUGUAGUAAAUUGUCCCUGUCUUUGAGAAUUCACAUGAAGAAUGAGGUAAUCAAUUCAAGAACAUAACUAUAACAGUUACUGUUUACAGCACCAUGAAGAGAUGGAUAAGCAAGAUAAACAGCGCAGAGAUGAAUUCAAAAAGCAUGAAAUGGAGAAGGAACACAAAAGGAAGGAACAUUUAAAGGAUCUGGAUGAGAAAGCGCGCAAAGAAGAAGAAGAAAGAUAUGAGGCAUUGAGGGAGAAACAUCUUAAUGCAUCCAAGAAUCUCCAUCAUCCAGUAAGUGAACAUUUCAGGCACAAAAUCACUCGACUAUCCCCUGGGCCUGGACUUUGUGAUUCAGAGUCCUACUUGCUAACCAUCAGGCCAAUGUAUCUCUCUCCUGGCUAAUCUAAUAUUUACAACUUAACACCAAAUUUUUAGGGGUCUGCCAUGUAGUGGUCACAUUUGCAGGAUGCUGUCAAAGCAAUAUAAUUAUAUAUUUUCUAGGGAAGUAAAGCUCAACUAGAGCAAGUUUGGGAGGAAACUGAUGGUCUUGAUGCAAAGGACUUUGAACCAAGAACAUUUUUUAAGCUUCAUGGUAAGUAUUCAAAAGUGAGUUUUGCUGAAAUGGAAUGACACAAUCUUGCUUGACCUCAGCAGGUUGCAAAGUUUAUGAUUGGUGCAUGACAGAAUGAAGCCUGCCAAAAUCUGUAUCAAGUUUUCUCUAUCAGGAAAAUUAUUUUUAGCUAUCAGAUACCACUGACCACUUACCGGUAAUUAGCAUCUGCAUUUAUUAGAUAGUAUUUUUUUAAGAGUAAGACUUUUAUUGAUAUUAACUUUUAUAUUGAAAAUUAAUAUGGCUUAAAGUUAAAAACAUUAAAUAAAUGUAAUUUUUUUUUUAUACCCCAGUCUGUUGAAAGGAAACCAACUCCCAAACCAGGUUCAUGAACAAGUUUUUUUGUCUAUUCUGAUACCUACUUGAUCUUUCUCAGAUACAAAUGGUGAUAACUACCUGGACACAGGAGAGUUGGAGGCUCUUUUUGUCAAAGAAGUAAGAACAGUUUUGUAUCCCUAAAUGUCAUAUGUAUGCAUGUUGUUUUAAACAGCAAGAACAUUAUUCUUGAAUUACUGGGGCUGUUACUUCCAGGGUUUUGAUUUCUUCAGUGAUGAAUUAACUCUCGUUCAGUGGUUCAUUUCUGGUAUUUUAAGUACCUUUCGAUGGAGUGGUACAGGUGUGAAAUUUUUCAUUAGGCUUUAAAGACAAUAUAUGUAUUUAAAAUUCUUAAAGUUGAGCCUUGGUCAAGGCACUAAUUGAUUUUAAUAUAAUUAUGGUUUGAUUAUGUUUAUUACUUGAAUUUUAAUUGAAUUUAAGCCUCAGUUGCCAGAAGAUAUGAAGCAAAGAGGUUAAAAAACCAUUACAUAGGUUUAAUAGUUAAAUUAAAGUAUUUGUUGAACUUAAGUGAAAUGUAGUUCAUGCAGGAUUUUGUGUGUACUUUGAACUUAGGUAGACAAACUCUUUGAUGAGAAGGAUGAAGACUAUGAUCCUCAAGAAAGAGAUGAAGAGAUUUCAAGAAUGAGGGAACAUGUCAUGAGUGAGGUAACAAGCUAACAAGUCUAACCUUUAUUUUUUUUCUUCUGUAAUCAGUUUCUUUUCAAUUGGAGCCCCAGGAAAUGAAUGCAAUUUUAUCUAUUAGUGACCAAUUUGCAAUUAUGUGCACUUUUCCACCCAAUUGAUUAAAAAGGAGGUGCACCUUUUUUGAAUGAGUCACAGGUCAUAGUGAGUUAAACAAAUUUAGUGGUGGAUAAUUUCAACCCUUAUUUAAAAUUGCUCCAUGUCUCCCUAUCCCAAAACACGGUUUUCAGUUCCACAGCUACUGUAGUUAAUCUUUCCCUGGAUGGGAUAUGCUUUUGGAAACCCAAUGAAUGAAUCAGUGAUUGAUGAGGCCAUGUGGAAACCGAAAAGCAGUUUAUCGCUUUUAACAAGAUUUUUUUUUUUCAAAACUAUGCACAAAUCUUAAGCAAUUGAAUACUCUAACUUAUACACACCUAUUGAUGGCUUAGAGUGUGCAUUUUAUCUUCAUUCAUUUUAUUCUAAUAUUGUGUCAUGUUUAUGAAACCCAUUUCAGAUUGACAAAGAUAAAGAUGGUUUUGUUUCAAUUGAUGAAUUUCUGACAGCAAGUAAAGGUGAUGAAUUUGACAAAGAUGAAGGGUGGAAAAGUGUUGAAGAGGAGCGGCCAUAUACUGAUGAGGAAUUAGCAGAGUUUGAGAAACAACUGCAAGAGGAGGAGAAAGCAAAGAUGGCUACUCAUGAUCAAGGAGCUGUAGGAGGCAACACAGCUGGUGACCUUGCAAAGGUUGUUUUCUUCCUUAGACAAGUGUUUUAUAUGCAGAGGGUUUUUUUUAAUGAAAUUUAGGCACGAAAGCCAGAAAUAAUUAAUUAUCCAAAGAGAACCUAAAUAUAUACCUUACUGAGACAGAGUGCUUUUAAGGGAUAGGGUGCAGAAUGUGCUAAAUGAAACUUUGGCCUUUCUUUGAAAAGGAUCAAGAGGACUGGAAAAUGGACUUGUUGUCCCUGGAUCCUUCCUCACUAGAACAAUCAGCCAAGCAACUGUCACAGAAUUUUGAGACAAGGUCAUUUGUUUAAAGGAACUGUGAUUUCAUGUUGACACUAUAGUGGAGAGAUUAAGAUGUAGAUUACUGUUUUUAUAGUGAGGCUUCAAGUAAAAAAAAUUGAAGGAAGAUGAACCAUAGUUGAUCUCAGAGUAUACAUACUCUAGCAUUACACAGCUAUUUAACCUUCUUUAUAUGCUGAAAAGUAUUGCCAAUCAUCAGUAUGUAGUUCAAGCAUAGUUGUGUAAUAAAUUGUAAACAGUGUCACAAAAUCAAUCCCCAGGGACUGACAAAGUCACUUGUGCCUGGGGCAUAAUGACAACCCAGAGGUUCAUAGAGGAGGGUGGAGUGAUAAUUGCACAAUUGUUAAGUAAUAAAUGUCUUGAGUAUCCUGAAAAUAUGGCUAUCCAUAAGCUAAUUAAGGAAGUAGCCCAGAAAGAACAUUUAUAUUGCAUUUUGGGGUUAUUUGGCUUUCAGCAUUUUACCAUGGUCUACAGUUCAUAAGGAGGAUAAAUUAUUGAUAUUGGUAUUGCCCAGUUCAUUACUGAGGGUUGGCCAGAUGACUUCCACUACUCUAAGAUUUCCUUAGUUUAACUUUGUUUGGUUGUUUUCUCUGAUUGAUAGCAAAUAGUAGAUGCAGUAGGAGCAGCAGGAGCAGCAGGAGCAGCAGUAGAAGAACACAAGGAAGGGGAACAACAACAACAAAAUGAUGAGUCACAGCAACAGCAUACAUCCUAAGGAACAGUGGAGCUGUUUACAGGAAAAAAAAUACUACACCUUCAUGGCUUGAAAGAUGAACACUUUCCUCAUUUAUUUAAACUUGUUACCCAUGUUUGUUCAGUCACAUCAAGAAUACUGAGAGUUUUUGUACCAUUUGAACAUUCUCUCUGAGUAAUACAUAUAUUUGUUCCAAUAUUAUGUUCAGACAUUGGAUAAUUCAAUCUGACAACCUUUCACAGACUGGAAAUUUUAAUCACCGCCCACUCAAUUUAAAAUCAAGUGGAAACCUUUCAUUUCUCAGAAAGAAUCACUUAUACCAAAUUGAUAUCUGUGUUAGAACGGCAAAACUACAGAAUGCAGGGCAUCAUUUUAGUGUCUCAUUGGAUCACAAUAUUAUAGUUCCUUUUUAUUAAUUUUGUUUUACAGGGGAAAAAUAUUGCUACAAUUUGCCUACUCUCUAACUUGUGGCUUAUUGGCAAGUGCAUCACAGAGGGAUAGUCAGAUCCACUUUGUGCCUUUAAUAUUUCCAUAACCACUGAUCACUCCUCUUAUAAAACUAUUUACUGUAGCAUGUUAUUUUUCAUUUUUUCAAAGCAUCACACAAAUAUGAACCUGAGGGGUUCCUACAAUUCCCAACAGUUCAUCUUUUCAAACCAAGAGAAUUCAAAUCAAAAGAUUUCAUAAGUCUACAAACAUCAUUAAUUACAUUGCAUUUUUUUCCUCAUUAUAGUGUUAGCAAAUAAAACUUAGAGCAACAGACAAAGUUAGUUCAAGAAAUUAUUUUUCCUUUAUUACCAGAGUUGGCCCAGUUAUGUAAUAAGACAAUAAAAAUCUAUUGAAUAUUUGUAUCUAUCCAAGAUGAGAAAAUAAGCAUCUUAAUUAUGGAAAUAUGUUUUCAUUUGAACAUGUCUCACAUCUACUCCUCAACUUUCUACCCUGAAAUGCUAUUCCUAGAACACUGAAAUGUAGCAGUUUUAGGUGUAGCUCAUAGUCAAAUUGAAUUGGAAAGAAUACCAUGUCUGGUAUGCAUUUACCAGUCAGCAUGUCCUUUAAGUUCACUUGUAAUCCAAUAACUAGCUUGUAGGUUUACUUGUGCAGUGGAUACAGAACCCUCUGUGCAGUUUGUAGACCCUUUUAGCAUUUUCAUUAGAAUAAAGUAUUUUGAUUUAAACAUCCACUCCAUAUGGUACCUUAAUCUGGUAUUGAGAAAUUGGUUAUUUAAAGCAUAAAUAGGAGAGUUUUAAAAAAAUUAAGUUGGGG
Messenger RNA from Pocillopora meandrina, 6499 nucleotides. NCBI's taxonomy places the organism in Eukaryota, Metazoa, Cnidaria, Anthozoa, Scleractinia, Pocilloporidae. The record is from the annotation of a GenBank genome assembly.